AUGCCCAAUACCCGGCAUGGCGUGCCCCAAGACACCUGCGUGAACGCACUUGCUUUCCGUUAAUUGCCUUCCAUUAGUUACCUACCCCCUAUAAGGUACCCGCGUCUUCGCUAACCAGUAACCACGAAUUCGCACUUUCUUACCAUCACUGUAAGCAUUCCAAUGCAUCUCGUUUCAGGCGCAUGCUUCAUCGUAAUCCUCCUGCCUAAUGCUGAGCGAUGUGCCCUGGAAUUGAUUUACCAAGUGUCGAAUGAAGCACUUUUCCCAUCUACAUGCACUGGGCCUUCCUCAACUUGCCUGGCUGCCUGCCCGCCUCAAACAUCGCAGUUACCGUCACAGCCAGAGAUUGCCAGUCCACCACUACCCUCCCCUCCCCGCUAAAAAAAGUCAGGUCGACGCCUCCACCUUUACCUCAAGUACCAACCUGGUAGCGGCUUUCCGAGAGGGAAAAAAAAUUCAUUCACAAGAAAAAAAAAAAAAAAAAAAAAAAAAAAAAAAAAAAAAAAA
Messenger RNA from Colletotrichum navitas, 507 nucleotides. RefSeq lists its product as uncharacterized. The transcript has a single exon. Bases 163 to 381 code for a protein of 72 amino acids. The record is from RefSeq and is a predicted model, not a curated record. NCBI's taxonomy places the organism in Eukaryota, Fungi, Ascomycota, Sordariomycetes, Glomerellales, Glomerellaceae.